Mycotypha africana is the source of this 1901-nucleotide messenger RNA. RefSeq lists its product as uncharacterized. Bases 151 to 1740 code for a protein of 529 amino acids. Lineage: Eukaryota; Fungi; Mucoromycota; Mucoromycetes; Mucorales; Mycotyphaceae. Gene Ontology annotation, biological process: protein dephosphorylation. The record is from RefSeq and is a predicted model, not a curated record. Gene Ontology annotation, cellular component: protein phosphatase type 2A complex. The transcript has 7 exons. Gene Ontology annotation, molecular function: calcium ion binding; protein phosphatase regulator activity.
UUUUCUGGUAGUGUGUCACCUCGUAUAUUGUAUUUAUUUGCUUAACUGCCUUUGUUCUUACUUUACCUCUCGUCUGCAUAACCAAAUCAGGACAAUAUAUUUAGGAAUGUCUUUGGAAAUAGACGUUAUCUAGCACGAAAUGAGUUUUAUAUGGUAACAAAAGCUUGCGGUUUGCCUCAGUUUAUGAGUCUCGCCUUUUUCAGGGCGAUGGAUAUGUUGAAUGACAAUCGAAACGAUAACCUAUCAUUUGAGGAGUUCAAAAAUGGGUGGAAUAUUUUGACCCGGGAUUGUGCCCAUAUGGACGAAAACAAUGACUUGGAGGAGUUGAUUUUUAUCAUCUUAAAGAAGCCUAACUGCAAUUAUAUGACACCUGAUGACAUCUAUCCAUUACUAGAAGAUAUUGUUUCGAGCCAUCCAUCGUUGCAGUUUCUUCGCGACAAUAUGACAUUUGAGGAUAGAUAUAUUGAAACCGUGAUAUGCAGAAUUUUUUAUGAUGCACAUUGCUUAAAUGGAAAACUCAGUUUGAAGAAUUUUCGAAAAAGUCAGUUCCCUUCCAUCUUAUUGAACUUGACGCCUACUAUGGAUUUAUAUACGGUCGAUAAUGUCCUGUCGUAUCAGCAAUUCUAUGUCUUAUACUACAAGCUUUGGGCAUUAGAUACAGAUCAUGACUUGGCCAUCAGUGAAACAGACCUUUAUAAUUACAAUAUGGGCACUUUAUCGUCAUUGUCUGUAAAGAGAAUCAUGGACAUUGGGCGUGUAUUCGUUUUUGACAAUCCAGCUUGCAACCAUGUCUCAUCCAACCAUGAUCAGCAACAAAAAACGCUAAGUUAUUUCGACUUUAUAUGGUUUUUACUGUCGGAAGUGGACAAAAGUACACCGAUGGCAAUUGAAUAUUGGUUUCGUUGCUUAGAUAUGGAUAAUGACGGCGUCAUCACUUCAUAUGAAUUGAGCCAAUUUUGGCAUGACCAAGAUAUAAAACAGCAACAAUUCUGCGAUAAUAUGACGCCGGACGAUGAUUACAUCCAUUUCGAUGAUAUAAUGCGUCAGAUGAAUGAUCUGAUUCAGCCCAGAAUACCUGGUCAGUUUGACCUACGAGACCUUAAGAAGAACGGGUUUUUAGCGGAGCGAUUUUUCGACACAUUUAUCAAUUUUGAUCGUUUGCGGGUGCAUGAUUCACGACAAGAAGGGUCAGUUCGACAAAAGGAGGCUUACCUCGCUAAUUUAAUGAAAGACAGAGGGCUACCUAAUAGUUUUGAACCUACUAUUCUCAGUGAUGACUUGGGAUUUCCAGUUUUAUGUAAUUGGAGCGAUUACGCAAGCAUUGAAUAUCAGCGUAUUAUUGUGGACGAAAGUUAUGUCAACUCUUACGAGGAAGAGGAAGAGGAUUUAUCAGAUCAACAUUACAGUACAACAAUUGAACAGCCAAACUAUUAUUGUAGCGAUCACGGUGUAGACAAUGCCAAGUAUGCGAACAAUGAUGACGAUGACAGUGUCGCUGAUAACAACAGUGACGACUAUCCAACAUCCCUAAGUUCAUCCCCAACGCUAUCCGGUAGUGAUAGUAACGAUGACAAAUUGAUACCGAAUGAUAUUGUUACAGCUGCCUUUACAAAUAUGAGCCUUUCUUCGGCUACCACUAUCUCUUGCAGACCGUCGUCAUCCGAGCAGCAGCUUGUUACGGACAAUGAUGAAUAUAUUACUGCUCAUAUUACUACAAAAGUACCUCUAACAAACGUAUAGAUACUUAAUUUAUUCCUCCUACGUACAGUUUAAUACCCAUACCCCAUGUUUUAUUGUUGAUUCAUGAUCAAAAAGCUCUCAAGUCAAUCCUUAAUUUAUCGUUUUUUCCCUUAUAGUUCUCUCGUAAUAAAACUUGCUCAUACCAGUCAUUCAUUUCCCGA